This is a messenger RNA of Fundulus heteroclitus (mummichog), 6350 nucleotides long. It is a transcript of the gene kif1c, whose product is annotated as kinesin family member 1C. Lineage: Eukaryota; Metazoa; Chordata; Actinopteri; Cyprinodontiformes; Fundulidae. Gene Ontology annotation, biological process: microtubule-based movement. Bases 636 to 4385 code for a protein of 1249 amino acids. The record is from RefSeq and is a predicted model, not a curated record. Gene Ontology annotation, molecular function: ATP binding; microtubule binding; microtubule motor activity. The transcript has 28 exons.
CGCGCCCGCUCUCUCCCCCACGCACUCACCGCCGCGCGGCCAGGCCACCGGCCAGCCUCUCUCCCCCCUCUGCUGCUCCUCCGUUCGGCCCGGUUCUCUGUAAAUAUCCCCCCCUCCCGGCGGACCGGAGCCGGACCCGCGGACACCGGCCGGACGCGCUGUCGGAUCGCAGACUUUCCGCCGCUUUCUGUCCCGGGACCCGCCGUGAUUCACCGCCCCGCCUGCCUGGCUCCAAGGUCCGGGCCUCAACUUUCCCUCGGCUCGGCCCUCCGGCUUCCGGUCCCCUCGGACGGCCUCCGGUACCGGACGGUGACGUCACCCUGAGCGGAGCCGCUCCGGAUCCUCCGUUAGAUCCACGGAGACGCAGCCGGAGUGGGAAUAAAGUUUUAUUCUGAGGGGGACCCAGCAGCGCCCCCACCCUGCUGCCCCGCCUGGCUGCCCUGGUACCGACAGGCCCGGAGCAGAGCCAGGACCGGGACCGGAACCAGAACCGGUUCUGUUUAGUUCUUGGCUCGUUUGGUGGGUUUUCCUGAGCGAAGACAUGGCGUGGACCGUCUGAGCGGACCCACGCGCGGCGUCCACGAGACUGCGUGUUUCCUCCGGUCUGGUAGAGGAGGAGUGGGCGGAGCUAGAAGAUGGCGGGAGCAUCAGUGAAGGUGGCGGUGCGAGUCCGGCCGUUCAACUCCAGAGAGCUGGGACGCAACGCCAAGUGUGUGAUCCAGAUGCAGGGAAACAGCACCUGCAUCUCAAACCCCAAACAGCCCAACAAAGACGGAGCCAAGAACUUCACAUUCGACUACUCCUACUGGUCACACACAACGCCUGAUGACCAGAACUUUGCCUCUCAGAGGCAGGUCUACAAAGACAUCGGAGAGGAGAUGCUUCUGCACGCCUUUGAAGGAUACAACGUGUGCAUCUUUGCUUACGGUCAGACUGGAGCAGGAAAAAGCUACACCAUGAUGGGAAAGCAGGAGCCUGGACAGGAAGGGAUCAUCCCACAGCUGUGUGAGGACCUGUUCCAGAGGACGGCCGAGAACACGGACCCAGACCUGACCUACUCAGCGGAGGUGUCCUACAUGGAGAUCUACUGUGAGCGGGUCCGGGAUCUUUUAAACCCAACGUCGCAGGGCUCUCUCCGGGUGCGGGAGCAUCCCAUCCUGGGGCCCUACGUGGAGGAUCUGUCCAAACUGGCUGUGACCGGAUUCACAGACAUCCGGGAGCUGAUGGACGAAGGCAACAAAGCCCGGACGGUUGCUGCCACAAACAUGAAUGAGACCUCAUCCAGAUCGCACGCCGUCUUCACCAUCGUCUUCACCCAGAAACGGAGAGACCAGAUGACCAGCCUGGACACAGAGAAGGUCAGUAAGAUCAGUCUGGUGGACCUGGCUGGGAGCGAGCGUGCAGACUCUUCAGGGGCAAAGGGCACCCGCCUCAAGGAAGGAGCGAACAUCAACAAAUCUCUGACCACGUUGGGAAAAGUGAUAUCGGCGUUAGCUGAGAUGCAAAGCAACAAGAAGAGGAAAAGUGACUUUAUUCCCUACAGAGACUCAGUUCUCACCUGGCUGCUGAAGGAGAAUCUGGGAGGAAACUCUCGGACGGCCAUGAUCGCUGCUUUAAGUCCUGCUGACAUCAACUAUGAGGAGACCCUGAGCACUCUGAGGUACGCCGACCGGGCCAAACAGAUCCGCUGCAACGCCGUGAUCAACGAGGAUCCGAACGCCAAACUGAUCCGAGAGCUGAAGGCCGAGGUGGAUCGGCUGAGGAACCUGCUGUUCUCUCAGGGUCUGCAGGAGCUUCUCGACAACACUGUCAACAACAACAUCCUCCGGGGGGUCGCAGGUGUGGCCCCCGCCCCUCUGCCGCUGACCCCCACAGCCAAUGGCGUCGCGCCUAAAGAAGACUCCGCCCCCGCAGAUUUUCCCUCUGCAGAAGCUGAAGCCGCCCCUGCAGGAGACGCACCUGCUGACCCCGACCACAUGACCCAGAACGGAGAGGAGGCCGAGGAGGCAGCCGCUCCGGAAACCAUCAGCAAAGAGGAGGCGGCUGAGAGACUGAUGGAAACUGAGAAAAUCAUCGCUGAGCUGAACGAGACCUGGGAGGAGAAACUGAGGAGGACGGAGUCCAUCCGCCUGGAGAGAGAGUCGCUGCUGGCAGAGAUGGGCGUGUCCAUAAAGGAGGACGGAGGAACUCUGGGGGUUUUCUCUCCUAAAGGGACGCCUCACCUGGUCAACCUGAAUGAAGACCCUCUGAUGUCCGAGUGUCUCCUCUACUACAUCAAGGAAGGCGUCACCAGGGUGGGACAGCAGGACGUGGACAUCAAGCUCUCAGGUCAAUUCAUUAAAGAGAUCCACUGUGUCUUUGUCAGCGAGACCAACGAGCAGGGAGAAGUGGAGGUCACUCUGGAGCCGCUGGUGGGGGCUGAGACGUACGUGAACGGCAAGCAGAUCACCGAGGCCGUCAUUCUGAAACAAGGCAACCGCAUCGUGAUGGGGAAGAACCACGUGUUCAGGUUCAACCACCCGGAGCAGGCGAGGCUGGAGAGGGAGCGCAGCGCCACGGCCGAGCAGCAGGGGGAGCCGGAGGACUGGAACUACGCCCAGAAGGAGCUGCUGGAGAAGCAAGGCAUUGACAUCAAGCUGGAGAUGGAGAAGAGGCUGCAGGACGUGGAGAUUCAGUACCGUAAGGAGAAGGAGGAGGCCGACCUGCUGCUGGAGCAGCACCGACUGUACGCAGACAGCGACAGCGGAGACGACUCUGACAAACGCUCCUGUGAGGAGAGCUGGAGGCUGAUCUCCUCCCUGAGGGAGAAACUUCCUGCCAACAAGGUGCAGACCAUCGUGAAGCGCUGCGGCCUCCCCAGCAGCGGGAAGAGGAGGGAACCCCUGCGGGUCUACCAGAUCCCCCAGAGGAGGAGGAUCAGCAAGGACCCCAAACGGGUCACCAUGGAGGAUCUGAGGAUGCAGGCCGUCAAGGAGAUCUGCUACGAGGUGGCUCUGGGAGACUUCCGCCACUCCCGGCAGGAGAUCGAGGCGCUGUCCAUCGUCAAGAUGAAGGAGCUGUGCCGCAUGUACGCCAAGAAGGACCCCAACGAGAAGGAGAGCUGGAUGGCCGUGGCCCAGGACGUCUGCGACACCGUGGGCAUUGGGCAGGAGAGGAGCCCCCCGUCCGAGGAGGGAGGAGAAGGAGGAGGGGAAACCAGCGAGGGAGGGAAGAAGGGGAAGGUGUACGACCUGAAGGCUCACAUCGACAAGCUGACGGACAUCCUGGAGGAGGUGAAGCUGCAGAACAACAUGAAGGACGAGGAGAUCAGAGCUCUGAGGGACCGCAUGAUCAAGAUGGAGAGCAUCAUACCUGUUCAGGACGACGACAUGAACGGGGAGGGAGGCGAGUCGCCGCAGAGGGAGGGAGGAGGCGGCCCGGACGACACCAGCGACCCCCCGGAGGUGAGGGUGCAGCGGCUCAUGGAGGAGGACCCGGCGUUCAGGAGAGGGCGCCUCCGGUGGCUGAAGCAGGAACAGCAGCGCAUCCAGAACCUGCAGAAGCAGAACAUCACCAAGAAGCUGAGGGGGCAGAACCAGAACCCAGGUCCGAACACCCCCACCGUCCCCGUUCAUCUUCCCGGCACCGGCCGCUUCAUCCCUCCCCAGGAGUGCAAACUCAAGUUCCCCUUCAAGAGUAACCCCGCCCACCGGUUGUCAUGGGGACCCGCCAGCGAGGCCCUGCAGGCGCUGGGUCUGGGAGGCGAGGGGGGAGGCGGAGAAGAUGGCGGGGAGCAGGAGAACGGAGGAGGUUCCCUCACACCUCCGCCCCCCCAUCAGGGUCCGCCUCCCCCCCUGCUCCCCCUCCCCUUCCCCGUUACGCCCCCACCGCGCAUGCGCACCCCCAGCCCCCAUCGGGCAUGGCAGCAGCGUAACCAGGGCAACCAGGGUGGCUUCCCCCACAACCAGCCGGGUAACAACCAGAACUACCAGCGGCGCCAGCGCCGCAACUCCCUGGACAGCUCCGCCCACCACAACGACCAGCAGCACGGCGGCGGGAACAACGGCCACCAGGGGCGGCCGCGGCAGAGGCGGGGGGUGUCCCCCGGCGGGGGUGGCGAGAGGGGGGGCAGGGGCAGCGGGAGCAGAGACCGGGAAGGAAGCUUCUACUUUAAUCAGCGCCAGCACCAUCAGUUCCACCCCCACCCAUACUACAACACCCACAAUGCACCAUUCCAGCCUCACCCCAGCUACCACAGCCUGCCUCGCUCCGGACCCCCGCCCCUGCCCCCCGACAUGCUCAUGGUGGGCCCCCCACCGGCCGGGUGGGGCUUCACCACCCCGCCCCGCAUGAGACGGCAGUUCAGCGCCCCGGACCUGAAGAACAACAAGGAGAACGUCAUGUGACCGGCUGCGUCAUGUUACCGGCUGCGUCAUGUGACCGGCUGCGUCAUGUGACCUGCUAGAGGAUCCUCAUGCUGUAGAGAACAGACCGCCUGUCUGUGUGAGUGUGUGUGUCGGUGUGUGUGUGUGUUUCAGCACUUUUACAGAACCAAGUGGGACGUAAGGUCACGCACAUCCAGAGUCGUCUGUCCUGCUGCGUGCGUUUGGGUUUUAAAGAUCGCACACUUUAGGUUUUUAUCUUAUUCUCAGCCGUUGGUCGUCUCUCCAGCAGCAUCAAUGUUUCUGGAUCGCUCGUUUAGUUCGGUUCGUCCUGAUUGGCUGUUUGCCGGCUGGUGCCUUAAAGUCUGCAGGUGACGAUGGUUCAUACGUAAAGUUUCUGAACAGGCAGAAAAACCAGAAACUGCUUCUUACUCACUAAUAGGAUCUUAUGCCACGCAAUCCAGAAAGAGGUUUUUAUUCAUAUUCAGGUUGGUCCUGAUGUGCAAAAGCUCAUAACCUGAUCAGUGCUCCGCAGAACAGCUGCAACAUUUUGCAAUAAUUGUAAAUAACUUCACGCGCCGUCGUAGCUUCUCGUUAGCGGAGCUCAGUUUGAACCGUUCAGCUGAUAUUUCCCGUUUGGUCUGAACUCUGCAGAGCCGACAGCUCCAAACCAAAGAAUGCGCUCCGUGGCGCCUCCUGCAGGGCCCCAGAGGGUCUGCAGGCGUGUAGGAUGUGUUUGUUUUCUGCUAAAUGCUUUUAUCUGAGAGAUGAGCAUGUCGGGUGUUAAAGAGCUGUGUGUAUAUCUGAAGUUUAUCUGUUCUUGUUUUUGUUUUUUUUGUUUUUUAACGGAGAUGAAUUCUAAAAAAAAAAACCUGAAAUGUGUUGAAGGUGCGUUCAGUGUCACAGGCAAUCAUGGGACAGUGAGAGUAGACCGUCUCACCUGAUGGGAGACGCAGAGGAAUGUAGGAAUCCAGUGGAUGUAGGGUUUGUUGGAGGGAAUUCUGGGAGAUGUAGUAAGAUGUAGAUGGAGGUGGAGACGUGAUAAAUGUGUGUUACUGAGUUUAAAUCCUGCUGUUAGGAUCAGGUCCACUCAGAGCAAAGCAUGCUGGGAGAGGACGCCAGGAGCACCGAGCUGUUGGGUGACUUUAUGUGUUUUGAGGAAGUGGUCUGGCCAAUAGGAACGCGCCGACGAUGACAAACAGAAAACAAAGUCUUCUGGUAGGUCCAAAGAGCAUCUAGUUUCUGCCGUGGAAUCAACCAAUCACAGGACAAUCCUGAAACCCGCUUGUACCGCCGGGCCUGAUGGGAAACGUGGUUUUUCCUCUUUUCUUUGUGUUUUUUUUUCUAACAGUUUCUGUUGUAUUUCCAGUUUGAGCCUCUGAUUGGCUGUUAUACUUUGUGUAGUCAUUUGCCUUGUUUUUGUUCUCUGUAUUUUAGCCCCGCCCACACCCUCCGCCAUUGGGUAACGCUGUCGUCAUCUCUGGUGGUUAUGAUUAUCAUUAAUGAAGCUAUAAGUGUCAUUAAUACUUGGAUCUUUGGGUUGCUGCUCCGUCGCUGCCGUGUAUCUCCCUCUGUAUGUGUGGACGUGAUGGAGGUGUGUGAGUUUCUGGAUUCAUUUAGAGUCGUUUUUAUCGUAACUUUGUUUUUAUUUCUUUAUAAGGCCGAUUAUUAUUCCCUCUCUUUGGUUCUGUUGGUCGGGAGCGUUGGGACUGAUGGGGGGAACCAGAAUCCAGAACUUUCUAGAAUCCUCCUCAAUGACUGCCCCUCAGCCCACACCUCUGCACCAUUCACAUCCUCUGAAACCCGUGACGUCACAGAGGGGGCGUGUCCUUCAGGACUGAAGGAUGCAAACCUGAUAUAAACCCUGUUCUGUCGGCCCAGAGCCCCUCGGUGUUCCCUGUCUGCGUUGGGUGCUUGUCGUUGUAUCAGGAACAAUCUCAGGCUCUGCCCACAGACACCAUGAUGGCAAUAAACUGUCCAGAAUCAGAA